This is a messenger RNA of Peronospora belbahrii, 1722 nucleotides long. Lineage: Eukaryota; Oomycota; Peronosporomycetes; Peronosporales; Peronosporaceae. The record is from the annotation of a GenBank genome assembly.
AUGGAACAGCGAGCUUUCCUCCAGUUGGCGGUGCUGGCGUCCAUUGCUACCAUCAGCGUCUUUGUGGGCGUUGGAAUGUACCGCAAUCGCCAGCAUCAUCAUCAUCAGCAGCAGCAGAAACAGGAUACAAAGCAGUCUCCAUCGUUGUCUUCCCCUCAGGCUAAGCUUGCCACAGCGCAGCAGAAGGAAGCCACACUAGCCACUAAGAAAUACAAGUCUGGAGAUUAUGAUGGGGCCGUCGAGCUUUAUUCUGUCGCCAUCUCCAAAUGUGAGCAGCUGCAGCCGCUUGACGCCCGCAACCUUAAAGUCAUGUACUCGAACCGCGCUGCAGCCUACGAAAAGCUACACGAUUACGCAAACGUUGUCUUUGACUGUACCAAGGCCCUGAGUUUGGACAAUAGACACCAAAAGUCGUAUUUGCGCCGGGCGAAAGCUAGAGCCAAUAUGGGGGAUUUGCGUCGAUCGCUUGUGGAUUACGUGUGUCUAUUAGUGAUCUCCGAGGAGAAGCAGGAGCAGGUGGAUGAAAACUUAGCUCAAGAAAUUAGCCGUAUCCACAGCGAGAUUACCGUGAAGGAGAUCGAGGAUGCACAGCAGAACAAGCAGAACCCUGUGCGCUAUUUGCCCGACCAGUUCUUUGUGACGUCGUACUACUCAUCAUUUCAUUCGAGUGACGACGAAAACGAUGUUGUUGCUGAAAAAUCUUCAGAGGAGUACACGAUUGAGUUAGAGACCCUAGGAGCUCGAGAUGACGUUCGUUCGCAGCGUUGUUUACUACUGACGAAGCGGGGACUUGCAUUGAAGAAAGAGAAAGACUAUGACAUGGCUGCCAAGGACCUGGCCGCUGCCUGUAAGAUCGUUCGCCCUGAAGACAAAGCUUAUUAUACGGCCCAGAUUGAGAACGGAACGUACCAUCACCUUUGUGGCGAGUUUGAGCUUGCUCGUAAGUCAUUCAAAAAGGCCCUUGAUGCCAAACCCCACUCCAUUUUUGCGAAAAUUCGCAUGGGUGGUCUUUGUUUUGAUCAAAAAGACCUGAAGACGGCGCUUGAUUGGUUUGACAAGGCUUUGGCUGAGAAGUCAGAAUGCUCUACGGCCUACUUUCACCGUGGCCAGCUUCAUUCUAUUGACGUAUCACCAGAUGGAACCAGUAAUGAAUCGUCUAUGGCGGCAGCUUUGAAUGAUCUAGAGAAGUGCAUUAGCAUUGCGCCCGACUUUGCCAUGGCCUACAUUCAAUUGGGCGUUACCCAUGCCCGUAACGGCAAUUUCCAGGGUGCGUUGGAGUAUCUUACUACGGCGGCUCGCAUCACACCCGAUGUGCCGGAAAUUUACAAUUACAUGGGGGAGACAUACAUGCAGAUGCUACAGACCCCCGGCAGUAGUGUUGAUUUGAAGACUGUGGAGGAAAUGUUUGAGAAAGCGAUCGAGCUGGACCCAUCGUACCCGAUGGCAUACAUUAAUCAGGGUAACUUGUUGGUCCAAAAGGGCGCAGAGUACGGUCGCCAGGCGCUCGGUCUGUUCGAGAAGGCUGUGGAGAUGUGUCCUCGUUCGAAGUUUGCAUACUGCCAUCUUGCUCAGGUAUACAUGGCAAUGCAGGAGUAUUCUCGCGCCAUUGAGCAGAUUGACAAGGCAGUGGCUUUUGCCUUUAGCAAGGAUGAGUUCAACGAACUGUUUGCCAUCCGCGUGACGGCCGAGACACACCAGCAGGCUUCGGUGUUACUCCGCUAG